Messenger RNA from Rhopilema esculentum, 3159 nucleotides. RefSeq names its product nucleolar and spindle-associated protein 1. Gene Ontology annotation, biological process: mitotic chromosome condensation; mitotic cytokinesis; establishment of mitotic spindle localization. Lineage: Eukaryota; Metazoa; Cnidaria; Scyphozoa; Rhizostomeae; Rhizostomatidae. Gene Ontology annotation, molecular function: microtubule binding. The record is from RefSeq and is a predicted model, not a curated record. Gene Ontology annotation, cellular component: nucleolus; microtubule; mitotic spindle.
UUAUUGUUUUGAAAGCGUGUUCGUUUCUUCAAAACAAAAUUUGGCGGUUAAAAUUUGAAAACUCAAAAUGGCGAUGACAGAGGGCGAACUCGCGAAAUUGAAAAGACCAGAACUUCAGAAAAUUGCGAAACUAUACGCAGUUAAAGCUAACAAAAAGAAUGCUGAUAUCAUAAAAGAUUUAUUGCAACACUUUUCAAGCCUAAACGAACAAAGGAACAAUAUUUCUGUAACUCCGCAACCCAAAACAGAAGAAGAAAAUCCAAUUGAAAUUACAAUAAACAAUAACGAUAACAUUGUUGUGCAAAAACCCAAAUUACCUAUUCCUGAAAUCAUACAUAACUUUGAGCAACCGAAAAGCAAGAAAUCCGUGAGAAUAGAUUCAGAGAUCACAAUAAAAAAUGUGCAAGGCACAAAAAUUCCGAAACUUCAUGUUUGUCAGCUAAAAGAUGAAAAACCAAGAUCUGCAGCAAAAGACAAAUUCCAGAGAAUCCAUAACAGGAGCUUCAAUAAAAUGGAGAGCAUUGAUGAUUACAUCAAGAAGAAAACAGACAGGGCAAAUUUCUUGAAAUCUUCAGUAAAGGCGGUAGCUAGUGAUGUCUUGGAUGUUCUAUCCACAUUCAAGAAAUCUCACAAUACUCCAAAAACGCCCAGGAAUGCAACCAGUUCAAAGCCUACCCACACACCAAAGACAAACUUCACGCCACGAGCUAACUUCAUGUCUAAGGAAAAGAAAUCAGCAACAAGCAGAGUAUCAACACUGGAUCUUUCAAGUGCAAAAUCAAAAGUGAACUCCUGGCACAAAGACCGCACCGCAUCCCGCAAGACUGUAUUCGAUUUCAGAUCACCACUGACAAAGCUUGAUAUCCCAAAGAAAACACCCAACAAGUUUGACUUGAAGGAAAGUCUUAAGAAACCGCUAUCUUAUAAACCGCACCGCGGGAAACUUCUCGGUAUGGAGAAGAAGUAUUUUAACAAGGAGAAUGCAGCUGAACCACGUAGGACAGAUGUCAAAACGAUGAAAAGAACGCAAGAUGUUAAGAGGGAGGAAAGGCGAGCUACUAUGAAGAACAGUCGCCUAAUUUCCAAGCAAAAAUUGUUGGACAGACGAAGAGGGAUCGUGAGUUAAUUGUUUAGCCAAUUUACUUCAAAUUGGACUUUUUGUAAGACCCUCUUUAAGGUUGUAUAUAAAAACCCUGAUUUUUAGCAAUGUAGUGUAUGGGCUUUAGCAAUGUUUUGAAGGUAAUGCCCUUAUUUGUCCACGAAUAGUACACUCGCAAUAGGCCCAGUCUUUGCCAAAAAUCCUUUGAGCGUCCUGUUGCUAGAGUGUUCUUUUAAGAAAUUAACUGCUACCUGGAUUUUGAGUUCUGUAUGAACCACACAAAACCUUGUAACAUGGACCCACCAAACAACAUUGUUCGAGGGGGAAGUUGACAUGCGGUAUAUAAUAUUAAAAAAGUUGUUGAAGUGUACCAAGAAUUUUGGCAUGCUUUGUAAUUGCUUCUUGGAAAGAUGAUCUCUUUCUUGCGCUGGAACAAACAUCAAAACCAUUAAAGCUGUCUAACAUGUUUAAAUUAUUGUGCCUACCUGUCAGCUGCGAUGUGGAAAUCUUCACGGAUUUGUUACACUGGGUGGCUCUUAGUGCAUCUAGAUGUGCUGUUAUUUUGACACAAUUCGAAUUUCGAUACUGUUUGUAAUCAGCAGUUUUGCCAAAAAGGCAACUUUUUCUUAAUCGCCAUCUGUGAAUUCUCCUAGAUUGCCUUUAGAGCAAAUUUUUUGGUCAGUUGAUUGCCAUAUUUUCCUGUUGACUUGAACGCUGUGAAAAAUAAUUUCACAUUAACGAUCGUGCUGAGAUUCAUUUUCGACAAAAUGCCCUGUCAAUCGAUAUAAAGUAAUUGCCGAUCCAGCGAAACUAAAAAAAAGUGCAGCCUACACUCUCUGUAUUGCUUAUAAUCAAUCGUAAAUUUUGUUAAGUUGAACAAAACAUCGUAUUCAGCUGUGAUUCUGGAUGUUAACUUUGGCAACAAGGCCUUCUAGUUUAACAAAUUGAUUUCCGCUGCAGUCCAGUUUUACUCUAAAGAAUCCAAUAGAAAGCUCACCUAAUGUAAAGACUAAGCCUGUAAGGGGGUUUCGUUUGUAGUAAGCACGAAAGCCAUGUGCAAGAUCAGGGGCAACAGGGGAUGGCUACCACCGUUUUCUUGGCUCAGGAAACUGGAAUCAGAAGUAUACGAGAGGUGCAUUCCAUAAUUCUACUCACCUAAUCCCCGUCCCCUUUUCCCCAGCAACAACGGCAAAUAAUUUGUUGACAAGACAUCCCUUGCAUUAGUUUGACUUUAAGAUUGCUUCUUUUGCAUUGCUUUCAGUUGAAUGCCUUAGAGGUGUAUUGCUGUAUUUUCAAGAACCCUUGCUUUAAUUUAUGUACCCCACCACCCAAGCACAUGAUAAAAGUGUUUGAAUGCUCAACAAUGUCAAUCCUUUUGAACGACGGUUUUGAGUAAUCCUACCCAUACUAUGAAAUGAAUGGCUAAAUGCAAUACUAUACCAAUCAGAAUAUCGAAUGCAGAUUGAUCACUUUCAACGAAACCUGAUGCUCUGCCUGGACCUAACCGCCAGACACAACGAGCAGCAAAUCAUCUACGAAAAUUUCUCAUUACAAAUCUUAAAAUCAGGCCUUGACAGCUGCACAAUGUAUUUAGAUUAGGUCGUAUUCUUACACCCAUUUUGGCAAAAAAAAUGGUAGAAACAAUCCGUUGGCACUUUAUUCGGUGUGAUGUCAAUAAACGUUGCCUGCUGUUUUUAUUCUCAGUUCGAAAGGAAGUGCACGUGAAAUCUCUCUGUGAUAGAAAAGCUUGAUACAGUUUGACCUAGCAUCAAACGCAUAAUGAUAUGCAAUUGUCCUAUGCUUAACCAACAUAAAACGAGUAGAUGUUGGAACAUGGUUUAGGAUGUAUAAUAUGUAAAGGUGUAUAGAUCUGCCUGUAUUCUAGCUGCCUGUGUUCUAGCUGAAACGUAGUAAGCUUUGAGUAUCCUUGUUUUCUUUUCCUGUUAGCGAAAAUCCCUAUAUAAACCUAACUCUCUUGUAAAUCUAUACGAUUUUCGUCAGAUUUUGACAAUUUUGAUUGUAUAUGCUUUUAUUUCCAGUAUAUACCAACAGUGAACUUA